Messenger RNA from Oncorhynchus nerka (sockeye salmon), 3541 nucleotides. Its product is annotated as guanine nucleotide-binding protein subunit alpha-11-like. Lineage: Eukaryota; Metazoa; Chordata; Actinopteri; Salmoniformes; Salmonidae. The record is from RefSeq and is a predicted model, not a curated record. The transcript is spliced from 8 exons. Gene Ontology annotation, cellular component: heterotrimeric G-protein complex. Bases 446 to 1555 code for a protein of 369 amino acids. Gene Ontology annotation, biological process: adenylate cyclase-modulating G protein-coupled receptor signaling pathway; phospholipase C-activating dopamine receptor signaling pathway; action potential. Gene Ontology annotation, molecular function: G protein-coupled receptor binding; GTPase activity; G-protein beta/gamma-subunit complex binding.
AAUAUGAGUAACUUACUCCACAAGUCUGAAAGGAUGUUUAUACAUCCCUGACAGAUGAGGAAGGGAAUUUUUCAAUUCACUUCAUACAUUUAACAUUCUCAUGGGACUGUGGCAGACUGAGUGAGGGAUGAACCUCAGUCGAAACUUUAUCUGCAGUGAGGUAGUCCAUGUCACUCAAGGCGCAUUCCAUUGACUGAGAGGUGUUUUCACCAAGCUACAUACCCUGCAUAUUCUACCGAACACGUACUGUAGUAGACUUAAACAGGGAUCUGCUUAUGUUUGAGACAAACUGUUAUUGAAACUGGGAAAUACUCUGCUGUGCUUCAACGAAACUUCCAUACAGUUAAACAAAAUAUUAUAGGAAAACGGGGAGAAUGGAUCACGCGCAACGAAAGUCUGAUGUAUUUGCUUUACAAGAGGUGUGACACAUUGAAGUGAGUUCGACAUGGCAUGCUGGAAAUGGUGCCGUCGGACCUGGGUUUGUUGCCUGGACGAUGAAGAGAGGAGGAGCAUUGCUAUUGACAAGGAGAUUCAGAGGAUUCUCCGACAGCAGAAGAACAGAGAACGCAAAGAAAUCAAAGUCCUUUUACUCGGCACAGGGGAGAGUGGGAAAACCACCUUCAUCCGACAGAUGAGGAUCAUCCAUGGAAGUGGCUUCUCUGAGGAGGAAAGACAGGACUUCGCCAAGCUCAUCUAUCAGAACAUCUUCACGGCUGUGAAAGCUAUGACCCGGGCCAUGAUCACCCUCAGACUGCCCUAUGCCUACCCAGAGAAUGAGAUGUAUGCCAGGUGGGUGCAGGAUGUGGACACAGUGCAGGUCAUCCAGCUGGACCGUGGCUUUGUGGACGCUAUCCGCCAUCUAUGGGCCGACCCAGGCCUCCGGGUCUGCUACAGCCGCCGCAGCGAGUAUCAGUUGCUGGACUCCACAGAGUAUUACAUGACCAAUCUGGACCGCAUAUCUGCCCCAGACUACAUCCCCACUGCUCAGGACGUGCUGCGGGUACGAUUCCCCACCACUGGCAUCCAUGACUACUCCUUCACCGUAAAGACCAUCACACUCAGGAUUGUGGAUGUGGGUGGACAGAAGUCAGAGAGGAGAAAGUGGAUCCAUUGUUUUCAGGAUGUGACGUCCCUCAUUUUCCUGGCUUCCCUCAGCGAGUACGACCAGGUCCUGGAGGAGAGAGAGACUGAUCAGAAGCGUAUGAAUGAGAGCUUGGCUUUGUUCUACACCACCAUCCAUUCCCCCUGGUUCCUCAACACCUCCAUCAUCCUCUUUCUCAACAAGACAGAUAUCCUGGCUGACAAGAUCCAGGCAUCCGACCUGCAGAAGUACUUCCCAGGGUUCACAGGAAAGCGACGUGACGCUCAGGAUGCUAUGAAGUACAUCCAGAAGAUGUAUGAGCAGCAGGCUCACAGCCGGGACAAGAAGGAAGAUAGCAAGACGCUGUACCCCCACUUCACCUGCGCCACUGACACCAACAACAUCCGCAAAGUGUUCAGUGACGUCAAGGACACGGUGCUCCUCAAGUCUCUCAUGGAGUUUGGGGUGAUCUGAGGGCCUGGGGACCCGCCUACCUAUGGGGCCACACUCAACCAACACCACUCAGGGCAGAACAGGCUCUCCCUCCGUCCCUCCCUUGCUCAGUUUUCUCCUCUCUCUCAAUCUCAGCUCCAGUGGGGAUGCUCUCGGGCCAAACCUCCUUAUUGCAGGAAGGAAUCUCUACCUGGAGAGCAGAACAGAAUGGAGGGACUCCUAUGACUCCUGUAUCACUAACCUGUUUUACACACACACACACACUCUGGUUGUUAUUUUAUAAUGUUGUGUGUAAGGGCGUGGAGAUGUAGUGGCUCUACCAGUGGUUGAAACUGGACUAGAGAUGUCAUGAAGUGCUGUGUCUCCAUUAUGUGAGUGAUGACUUUAGCUGGUGGAGAUGAGAACUCUAUAUCCCUCUAUAUCCCUACCACAACCCUGUUGAUAGAAAAUGCCUCUAGAGAUCACUACAGAAUAUUCAACUCUAUCUGUGUGUCAAAUUAACACUACUGUACACAUGCGUUGUAGCCAUUACAUAACCAGUUCACACCUAUGAGAAGUAGCCACCACUGAAGGCUUGUGUCACAUUUUGUGUUUGGUUGGUCUUUUAAUUGGUUUGCUUGGUUGACACCCGUACAUGUUGUCGCUGGGUCUCAGCUGUGAGAUGUGAUGCAGGCGAGAAAUGUGGGAUUUGAGGCGUUUACUACAGCUGUGAUCGAUAAGGUGUCAGAAAUCACUUGAUGUCAUAACGGGUUCCCCUGAUACAGUGUGUUAUGGAAUGCAAUGCUGUACUGUACACUGUUAGGAUUCUUGGUUUGGUUUUUGGUGGAUACUUUUGUUUAGUCUCUUCCCCUAAUGUGCCUGCCUUACGACCAGUCACUACCUGCUAUACAUUGAGUUCAUAUGGGAACAACAACGCCGGUGAAUGUAUACAUUAACCAACAAAUGAGAGUGCUUAAGAGCAGCAGCCAAGUACAGGGUUAUUACUAGCUGGCAGGCAUGCUGAUGUUAAAGCUGAAAUGUAAUAAAAUAUCUCAUUAAAUUCCUAGGACCCUGUUAGGACUGCUAUUAGGUGGCUCAGAGAGGCCAGUUAAAAGGAACGCCUGGCAUUGCGGGUGGUUCAAGUCUUGCCACUGUCUGAUAGCUCUAAAAAUCAACAUGCAGUUAUGAUGUGAAUGGUUGUAGGCUUUAGGCUACGGUAGGGCUUUGAUUUGAGCAGUGGAGUUUUUUGUGCUUCGCUGCAGAGUGGCAUGAAAGGUUACACAGCAAACAAGGAUUUAAUCAGUGUGUCAAGACUAUAAACAACAACUCAUUAUUCAUAGUUGGCUUGCCCUUUUACUCUGGUCCCCUAUCAAUAUUUAUGUUCAGUCAAUAUUUAGUUUAGCAGGCUCAGGCUGUGCUCAACUUGUUUCAUGUUCAGUAGCAUUUUAUAUUGGAUUCUAUAUUGGUGUAAUUUAAGCGAUAUGGCCUCUAUAAAUAUGAGUGAGUGGAGCAGGAUGGAGUCUGUCAGAUAAUACAGGCGAUGAUAUUUUGACCUGUGUGCGUCACUAAAGCAGAUGAUGAGUGUGUCAGUGGAAAAGGACUUCAAAGUCAGAUUAAAACCUCUUCCAUUAAAUUGAAGUCAGUAAUAACAAAUUGCAGGCAUGGAUCAUACAAUAUGCAUCGAAUUUAUUCAGGUUUGAGAAGAUUGCUUUGCUGCAGUGUGAAGAAUGUGUUGUUGUUUUUUACUCAAAAACCUUUUUGGUAAAGGACUUGGGUCUGAAUGUGCAACUAAAUGUAUAGCUAUAUUUCCUUGUAGAACUGAACAUAGGCUCUGAUGAAUUAUUAAUUGUAUUCAGCUUAUUUUGUUAUAUUAGACCACCUCAUUAACAGCUAGUGUGACAGGAGGUGAUGCACUGUAUAUAUUACAGACUAACAUUGGGAGAACUCUUAUUUGGUGCAAAUAUUUUGUAUAGAUUUGAGAAGAAUUUGGGGAAAUAUUUUCUAAUUAAAGUUGUGUUUUGAAAAAGA